CGUCUGCUUAAAUACGGGCGCAUUGCACUGCAUCAUCCCUGCGCUUACACGAUGGAACGGGGAUUUGACGACUAGCGACCGAUUUUACCUUUGGCGUUGCAGUGAGCUUUCGUCCGAUUUCCCAUCAUGGCGCGUGUCCCAGUGAUCGGAAGAUUGUUCUGGUUCGAGUACUUGGCUCUCUUUGCCUCCUUGAUCCUGGUUCUGCUGGAAUAUAUUAUUCACAUCAUCACUUUUUGUCUCCCGGACCCGAUAAUCACGUUCUGUUACGAUCGGUCCAAAACGAUAUUCAACCUUUUUAUCAGCCCGGAGAAUGCGGGCAAGCGCGGCAAGGAAGAGCGCCAGGCCACGGCGGUUGCACAAGCGUCGGAUUUCGUCGACAUCUGUUCCCUGUUCGGGUACGAGCCGGAAGAGCACAUCGUCCAGACGGGGGAUGGCUAUCUGCUCGGCCUCCACCGCUUGGCCUACCGGAAAGGGGAGGAGGGCUUGCGCGUCAACCAGGGGAAGGACAGCGUGAAAAAGAAAGUGGUCUACCUCCACCAUGGACUGCUCAUGUGCAGCGAGGUCUGGGUCUGCUUGACGGAGGAGCAGCGGUGCCUGCCCUUCCAAUUGGUAGAAAGGGGUUAUGACGUGUGGCUUGGGAACAAUCGCGGCAACAAGUACUCGAAGAAGUCCGUCAAACAUUCCCCGCUGUCCAACGAGUUCUGGGACUUCUCGAUCGAUCAGUUUGCCUUCCACGACAUCCCGGACAGCAUCAACUACAUCCUGGAGGUGACAGGGCAACCGUCCCUGUCAUAUGUGGGGUUCUCGCAAGGCACGGCUCAGGCGUUCGCGACGCUCUCGAUCCACCCGACGUUGAAUGAGAAGAUCGAUGUUUUUGUGGCUCUGGCGCCGGCGAUGGCGCCGACAGGCUUGCCGAACCCGCUCGUCGAUUCGCUCAUGAAAGCCUCGCCGAACUUUCUGUUUCUCCUGUUUGGGCGCCGCAGCAUCCUUAGUUCGACAACGAUGUGGCAGACGAUUCUCUACCCUCCCAUCUACGUGCGGAUCAUCGACACCUGUGUCGCCAUGCUGUUCAAUUGGAAGUGCAGCAACAUCAGCCGCUGGCAAAAGCUCGCGGGGUACCUGCAUCUGUUCUCCUUCACCAGCACCAAGUCCGUGGUCCAUUGGUUCCAGAUCAUCCGGCACAAAAACUUCCAGUUCUACGACGACGAAAUCCACGCGCCCUUCAGCGUCGUGGCCAGCGAACGAUUCUACAAGCCCGUGAAAUACCCCACGAAGAACAUCAAGACGCCGAUUGUGCUACUAUACGGCGGCAGCGACAGUCUCGUCGACAUCAACAUCAUGCUGAAGGAGCUGCCGCGCGGGACCGUGGCGAAGAAGAUUGCCAAAUACGAACAUCUGGACUUCCUGUGGGCGUCGGACGUGGAUCAGUUGGUAUUCGGCCAUGUCUUCGAGGCGCUGGAGCUGUACGACUCGAAUCGACCAUUCAACAAUCCCGUGAAGGUGGAGCAGGUGAAUGGCCACAUUGAACACGCCAUUGCGGCCUGAACCCGCCGAUGUAGGGUGGGAAGGAGGAAUGUUGGGGUGUUUCGCACAGCGUAGAUACAUAUCAUCAUCCUAUAGAGAGGAUCAUGCAUCGGGGAAGUAAAGAGAGCACAGGACAAGGUUCGAUGACGACGCCGUUAUGCCAAGCAUUGAUGCAUCCUGCCUGUCCGGUGUGGUCUGUUUGAUGUGAAGCCUCCGGACUGUCGUUUGUCACCAGUUUGUACAGCCAUCUAUCCACAUAGUAUAGUUUAGUAAUGUAAACGCUUGGAUUCCGAGGAUUUGACCGAUGCCUGCAGGA
Aspergillus steynii IBT 23096 is the source of this 1840-nucleotide messenger RNA. RefSeq names its product sterol esterase. Gene Ontology annotation, biological process: lipid metabolic process. The coding region runs from base 127 to 1545 and encodes 472 amino acids. Lineage: Eukaryota; Fungi; Ascomycota; Eurotiomycetes; Eurotiales; Aspergillaceae. The transcript is spliced from 2 exons. The record is from RefSeq and is a predicted model, not a curated record.